Molecule: messenger RNA, 2154 nt
Organism: Adineta ricciae
Lineage: Eukaryota; Metazoa; Rotifera; Eurotatoria; Adinetida; Adinetidae
Source: the annotation of a GenBank genome assembly
AUGGCUGUUGCAAGCCAUUCUUCGCCGGAAAUCAAUGUGGUCAUCAUUGGAGAAACGGGCACUGGUAAAUCAACAUUUAUCAAUUAUUUAACUAAUCUAUUUUACAAUGGUUCGCUAACAAAUCUGAAAGUUGCCAUACCUACAAGAUUUCUCAAAGCAAACAUGUCUUCUCUCAUGCCCCAACAUCAUGAGAAUGCGCUAGAAGAUUCGACACGCAGUAAAACUAGUCGAUGCACAAAGUAUACAUUCGUGGUUGAACAAGUUCAUUUCAAUUUCUUCGAUACACCUGGUAUUAACGAUACUGGGGGAUACUUGUCUGAUAAUGAAAAUGUUGAUCGAAUCUUCGAAUGUAUUCAAUCAUUGCAACAUCUGACUGCUCUGGUACUUGUUCUGAACGGUACACAAGCACGUUUGACAAUCAACAUACGAAAUGUUCUCGAACGGUUUCGCGAUCGAAUACCUGACGUUCUCUAUACGAAUGUUCUUGUUAUAUUGACUAAUUGUGCUGCACAUACGGUCAAUUUUGGUUCAGUCAAAUUGCUGAAUCACGCUCCGGUAUUUCAUAUGCAGAAUUCAGCGUUUUCCUCCGAUGGGCAAAUGUGGUCGCCACAAACACGAGAGAUUUUGCAACGCGAUUGGAAUAUAUCGAUGAAGACCAUGAAUGACUUUGUGAAAACUUUAUUAACAUUAACACCUGUUUCAACGGAUGCGUUAGAAGCUAUGGACGACGAUCGAAAUGCUAUACGAAGUGUUCUGCAUGAAAGCCGUUUAAUGAUUAUGGAGUUACAACAUAUCGAAGAUGAAUUGGCUGCAUUGGAACAAGCAUCACAUAUUUAUUCAGCCAAUAUUGAAAAAUAUGCAUCAACAACUGAUCGAUCAACAAAAUCAAUACAGGUUAACGAAAUAACCGUCACAUCGUAUCAUAAUACGAUAUGUUUAAAAUGUAAUACUGUUUGUCACGAACGAUGUUCAUUGACAGAAACCACUCAUGUCGGUGAACGUGUUUUCCGACGAUGCACUGUUAUUGUCAACGGCCGAUGUACAGUUUGUGCUGGUAAAUGUUCCUAUGAUCUGCAUUAUCAUGAUCGUCGACUGAUUAAAAACGUUCCAAGGACCUUGAAACUCGCCAUAUCAUCUGUUGCAAGCAAAUACGCCGAGGCUCGAAAAGAUAAAGCAGCGUGUGAAACAAAAUGUGAAACGGUUCAAGAAACGAAACGAAUGAUUGAAGAAGCGUUACAGGAUCAAUUUUAUAAAGUACGGGAAGGAUGUUUACGUGUCCGAAGUAACUGUCAAGGUUUUAACGUGGCUGAAGAACUGUGCAUAUUCGUAAAUUUCCUCAAAAACGAUAUUAGUUCACUACGAUCACCCACGGUAACGAGAAAAGCAACGAAAUUCAUUGAAAAACUUGAAAAGCUCGCUGAUGAACUGCAAUAUGAUGAGUCUUUAAUAUCUGUUAUUGAACAACCGUCAUCACCUAUUCCAAUAUCACCUCCAACGCCUGCUAAACGAAAAACAAUCAAUAAUAAUAAUAAUAAUAAUAAUACUAGCACUAGACAAUCAUCGAAAACAUCUCAAAUGCAAACGAUAUCACCAUCUAAUGAAGAUUUAAUUCAAAUCGAUUCUUCACCUACUUCAUCUUUGAUUGUCCAAGUCAAUCGCCUUUUCAAUGGUUCACAUAGUUCACUAAAUGCCAUGAACGAUAUUUCAUUAGUCGAUGAUGAAGAACAGCGAAAGAAGAAGUUACCCAUUAUGAAUACGCGUGAAAUCAUUCAUCGGCUGCAACCUGCUCAACAACAAACAUCAGAUUCGAAUAAAACACGUAAAUAUUCGGAAUAUCCAACUGAACGUCUGCUUAAUUUAAGUCGCGAAUCAACGGAAGAAUGCAAAUUGAUUGCUAAAGAGUUAAAUCGCCGUUGUGGUGGCACAUCCAUUGGUUAUCUAUCACCUGGUCAACUCUUAGUUCUAUGUGAAUACUAUUCCUCCGCACGUUUAUUACAAUUAGAUGAACUAGUACGUUUGCAUGCGCAACUUCAAUCCGAUGUACAACAAUUGACUGAUCAAGAUCCAUUUGAAAUACUCUCUGUGCCCGUAGACAAAUUAUUACAUUUAGCUGCUGUGACACUUUGCUUACAAAAUUCUACAAAAUAUUCUUAA